Molecule: messenger RNA, 759 nt
Organism: Mauremys reevesii (Reeves's turtle)
Lineage: Eukaryota; Metazoa; Chordata; Testudines; Geoemydidae
Product: 72 kDa type IV collagenase-like
Exons: 5
Coding region: 79-630 (183 amino acids)
Cellular component (GO): cell surface
Molecular function (GO): heparin binding
Source: RefSeq, a predicted model, not a curated record
UCAGACAGCUCCCCUUGUGUCUUCCCUUUCGUCUAUAAGGGCAAGACCUACCACAGCUGUACGGCAGUCGAUGACCACAUGGGAAGGCCCUGGUGUGCUACCACUCCCAACUACGACAAAGACCGUCUCUGGCGCUUCUGCUUGAGCAAGGCCUAUGGGGGGAACUCAAAUGGUCAGCGCUGUGUAUUUCCUUUUGUUUACAAAUCCCGGCGAUAUCACAGCUGCAGCAACCCUGGAAGCAAGAAAGGAAAUUUCUGGUGCGCUACAACCCAGAACUACAACCAGGAUAAGCUGUGGAGCUAUUGUCCAGAUAUCAUCCUGGGUGGGAACGCAGUAGGAAAGAGCUGUGUGUUCCCCUUCGUCUAUAAUAAUCGAGUGUACUGCACCUGCACCAGCGACGGGGAGAGCUCGGGAAAACUGUGGUGCAGCACCACCAGGAAUUAUGACGUGGACAAGAAGUGGACUUACUGCUCCAAGCGAGACUACGACAAGCCCUGUGUCUUCCCCUUCAUCUACAAGAAUUUUAAAUUCCUCACCUGCACUAACCUGGCAGAGGCCAGCGGGAAGUUCUGGUGUUCUACCACAGACAACUACGACCGGGACCGUCGGUGGACCUACUGCCCUACCUGAGACAGGUGACAGCCCCAGAGCCGGGAGGAGACAGAACGAUGACAUUCUAAAUUAAAUGAAAGCAAUGAGCCCUGCUCUGGAUACCUCUGCUCUCCCAACAAAGAUCGCUUCUGAUCAACAGAUACCGGU